ACACCCAACCGGAAGCGUUAUUUUCGGUAUUCCACAUUUGUAUUUUCCCUUUUUCGUUUUCGAAAGAGCUUCCGUUUUACUUCUUUUUACAAUCAAUGUCACUGUCAAACGGAGUCAUGCUAGUAUCUUCUGUACAUAAAUUUUCGGCAGCUUUACGGGUAAUGAAAUCAUGCUAGAGGCACUGUCGCUCCUAGAAACUUUAAUCUUGCCCCUGUUUGAAAAGCUUAAGGCAAUUUCAUUUUUCAUGUUGAUGCAUCCAUGAUAUUGAUAUUUCGUGACAUGACCUUUUAACUUUUUAAUUUUCAAGUUUUUUAUUAUAUUAUUGCCUUUUAACUUUUUCUAAUAUUAAAAUUAAAAGUAAUCUAACUGUUCUAAUCCUGCUUUUCUAGUUACUAUGUUUAAGCCCUCACUUCUAUCUCUCACUCUCAAAAUUUGAUAUACUUUGAAAUGAUCUGACCUCCUGAUAUCAAAGUUUCGAAUUUAUAAUGUAGGCUAUGGACUAUGACAUGGAUGGCUAUGGGGAUGACCUAUGGCUACAGCUACACUUUGCUACAGACUAUAGUUACACUAUCCUAUAGUAUAGAGUAGUGUAGGGGCUAUUGUGCAGAGAUUGCACAAUGAUGUCAUUUGCCUGUUUUGUCCCUGGUUCUGAUGGGGUCAAAACCCUGGUUCCGAUAGGGUCAAAACCCAGGUGAGGGAUAAGUUAUAAGUAAUAGUUAUAUAGUAAUAUAAGUUAUAAGUCAUAGGCCAUAGCCGUCCAUAGCCUACAUUAUAAGUAAGGGAUAAGUAAGAGGUAAGUUGUAAAGUUAAGGGUCCCUAAACUUAUCCCAAACCUAUGUUUUGACCUUUUUGGUAUUGGAACCAGGGUUUUGACCCUUUCGGAACCAGGGACACAACACGCUAUCUCUCCAAUUAGCCGAAAUUAAAAAAUGAAACCAAAAUCAACGUAGCGUUCUAUCUUUAAUAGUUUAUGAGGUAUGAAUUUUCAAUCAAUGUAUGACUUCCUUUGUCCUUUUUAACAUGGACCGCAUUUCCACAUUCUUUGACCCCAUUCCCCUGUUCGCAUCACAAGCAUAAUGUUAUAAGUUAUACAGUUAAAAGUGUAACUAUUAACCAAAUUCAAUUUGAAUAUUGCUUACCAAUACUAAAUAAUUUGUCAUAUUUUUUUUCCCCAGGUUAACACCCCUCUGAAGAGCAAAACAUUUGCCUCUUUAUAUGUUUCAUCAAGAAACUAUGCAAAUGGAGGUACAGAAAUAGAUUGUAAAAUUAAACAAUACUCUAUUUUUUAGUAACUGUAAAUUUGUCAAACCUUAUCUUGUUCAUAGGGUUUCAUUAGUUGAAAUUUGUUUGAUCUCAGGUGAUACAGACCUUGUUGUAAUUGGCUCAGGCCCUGGGGGCUAUGUUGCUGCAAUCAAGGCAGCCCAAUUGGGAUUGAAAGUAAGUCAAGUUGACCUGUCAAAAUUUAAAAAAAAAAUUGGUAAAUAUUAAUAAAUUUGGAUUUAAUAAUUUACAAGAUCUGAAAUUAAUGACUGCUAGGGUUAUUUAUUCUAUUGUGGAGAGUUCAGACCUGGGUGCGACAGGGGUUGGGGGAAUCCCACAGCAGGGUACCGACAAACUGACCAGCGGUUGUAGCUAUAACACAGUGACGACGCUAUUGCGAACGUUAGUAGUUGUUGGUUAAUGGCUAUUUAAACGACAGGGGGCAUUGGAACAGAUUUGAGUAUCAGCCGGACCUGGUGGAGGCUGACCAACUGACCAAUUAUUGUAGCUUGGCAGAUAACAUCGUGGCGAGGCUAUUAGGAACGUUAUGUGAGUCCAGUGGUCAGUUAAUAUCCAUUUAAACGACGGGAGGCGUCGGAAGAGAUUUUAGUACCGAAGAUGUAGCAAAAGAUUAAAGCCACGUGGGGGAAACUCUAGUGAUGCAGCGACCUAUUCAGGGACAUAUAAAUAGGGACCUUUGGACAGGACUAGGGAGAACUCAGCCGGACUGGGAAACGGACAGUCGAAGAGAACUAAGCCGGACAGGGAAGCGGUCAGUCGAGAGAACUCAGCCGUACGGAGGGCUAGUCGGACAGUUUACUGGACAGGAGUAGAGAUAGACAGGAGAAGGCAGUAACCCGGGACAGUCGGAGCAGAGUUGCAAGAUUCUGAUUGUAGAGCAGAUCGAUUAAAGUGAAAGGCUACCAGUCAACUUGUUGAGUGUUACAGUAAGAGAGAGAGUGAACGAGUUUACCAUCCACAUAAAGUAGAUAGAGGAAUGAGGCGUGACGCAUGGUUACCUUACACUAUUACUUUAUUCUUUAAUAAUUUUUCUAAAUCUUUUCAAGACUCAAUAAUAUAAUAUAAUAUCUCAAGUUGACUAAAGAUGGAGUAAUUGACAAAUGAAAUAGUUAAUGGAAAGGUAACUUCAUAUCAGUUCCAUACAAUUCAAUUGUGCAUGCAUUGAAACAUGCCACCCCUACAUCAUUAAUGCUUACUAAAUUAGAAACAAAAUCUUUAAUUUAAAGCAAAUAAAAAAGCAUUUAAUCACAAAACAGGAAAAUAUAAAUCUAUGUACCAGUAGAUUUUGAUUUGUUAAGAUGUUUUAGAGCAUGUAUUCAUAUGCUUUAAUUAACCCACAAAAAUAUCUUACUAUUUAAAAUAGGCUUUGUAUAUUCAAGUUAAUUAUGUGAAGUUCAACUAACUUACUACAAUAUUGUAGCAUAAAGCAAAUCUUUUAAUUAUGAUGUUAUCCUACUAUAACAAAUGUAUUCCAUGAUUAUCAAUGGCCUUAAAAUGCUUUGUAAUAAGAAAUAACUAUCACAUUUUCCAAUCUUGCUUUCAGACUGUUUGCGUGGAGAAGAAUGACACAUUAGGGGGGACCUGUUUAAAUGUGGGGUGCAUCCCAUCUAAAUCUCUAUUAAAUAAUUCUCAUCUUUACCAUAUGGCUAACCAUAAUGACCUCACUAACAGAGGGAUUGAGUGUAUGUAUAUUCUUUCUAAAAAUGUACACUUAAAACUUAUAAAAUUAAUCUAAAUUAAUUUCAGUGUUAUGUUGAAAAAAAUGCCAUAUAGUAUAAAUUUCAUUAUUCUCAUUAUUAAUUACCUUAAAAUUGAACUGAAAGUAAUAAAUACUUUGAAAGUGCCGCUCCCAGCUUGUAUUGAUAAUUUCUUAUUUAUUGUGAUAAAGGGAUUAGAGUACUAGUAAAACUUUCUAAAUCUAUUCUUUAUGAUAUAGUUGUGAUUAGUUGUCAGAAUAAAUAAGUACUUCAUCAGCUAAUCUAUCAUUUUUUUCAAAUGUUUAAUCAGUUACAGGACUCAAACUGAAUCUUCCCAAGAUGAUGGAGCAAAAAAGCAAUGCAGUUAAAGCCUUAACAGGAGGAAUAGCUCACUUGUUUAAAAAAAAUUCUGUAUGCUUUCUACAAUCUCCUUUUUUAACUUGACACAUUUCAAUAUAUGCAACUGGUAGAUGUCAACUAUUUAGAAAUAUAAAUUUAAGCCAUGCUGAUUAUUUUUAAAGUAUUCAUUAACAUAUUUAACUUAAUGUUAUAUUUAUAGAUAUGACUUGGAUAUAUUAUAAUUUAAAAGAAAUAUAAAAAAAAAAUAGAAGCACUAAAUAAUAAAAAAAAAUCGAGAAGGAUAAUGUCAUCUUUUCCUAUUGAAAGAAUGUAUGGUUACAUGUGGCCCAAUAGAAUGUAAUAAAAUAAUUAUUGAUAUAAUUUUAAACUUUAAUCUUGAUAGUGUGCAUGUUUACAACUGUUCCUAAAUUCACCAAACAGAUCAACCAUUUGCAAGGCUUCGGAAGAAUCUCAGGUCCUAAUGAAGUGACAGUAACAAAGAAAGAUGGCAGCACAGAAAAAGUCAACACCAAAAAUAUCCUUAUUGCUGUGGGCUCUGAAGUCACCCCUUUUGCUGGAAUUGAGGUUUGUUGGACAAUAUAAGAGACCUCUGCAGUCAUGUUGAUGUUACCUCUUCAUCCUUGAUCAGGAAUUCAAAUGAAAUAUCAACUACAAGUUUGCUUUGAUGUACACAAUUGAAUUCUUUGUUUGCAUCUGAACAUACAUUUAUAUAAAUAUUCUCAUCCAACACAUUCGACUAGGUCGUUAAAGGAUUAAUUUGCUUUGUAUAUUGUAAGAUAUCUUUUUGAUAAAAUAGCAUUAGUUAUUUUAAAAUGAUGAUCAGCAAUUUCUUUUUGUAGAUAGAUGAAAAACAGAUUGUUACUUCUACUGGGGCUUUAUCUCUAGAAAAAGUACCCAAAAAUCUAGUUCUCAUCGGAGCAGGAGUGAUUGGUGUAGAGCUGGUAGGUUUCAAUUUCAUUUAUUAGUGUGUGUGUGUGCGCUCAGAUUUAGAUUAACAACCCUUUGUUUGAAAAAUAAAAAUAAAUUGUUAGUUAACUGUUAUAAUAAUUUCCAGUAAUAAUUAAGUCAAAAUAACUAUAAAAUAGCUGCACAAAAUUAAGACACCCCCCACCCCCAAAAAAAAAACAAAAACAAACAAACAACAUAUUUUUUGUGUCCAUCCUUGUUUAGAGAUUUUGAGUCAAUAAUAAUAAAAUUGCACUUAUUUUCUUGACUUGCAGGGCUCUGUGUGGCAAAGGCUUGGUGCAAAUGUUACUUGUGUGGAGUUCCUUGGCCAUGUUGGGGGUUUAGGCAUUGAUAUGGAGGUUUCUAGAAAUUUCCAAAGGUCUCUAGCUAAACAGGGGAUUAAAUUCAAACUCAACACUAAAGUCAUCUCAGCAGCAAAGUCAGGGGAAACCAUCACAGUCAAUGUUGAAGGUGCCAAGGAUGGUAAAAAAGAAGAGGUUUGUCAAUCUUUAGUUUCAAUCUGUUGGAUCGUUUUUAUUGACUGGCUUUCCUAGUUUCUUGAUACCUUCAUUAGUUUGACGAUUUAUGUGUAGGUCUUAUUGGACUAUUGCCUGUUGUUAAGAAAAGAUUAGUACUUGGACUAUCCAUUUCAUUUCUAAUGCAGUGGAGGAGAGGAGGGUCUAAUUAUAUGAUAAUGAAAAGGUUACCUGCCUUAUAUGAUCAUGAAUAAUGGUUACCUACCUUCAGAAGGAUGGGCUAUUAAUUAGUUAGCUUCUUGGUCCAUACAUUUAUUGCUGCACAUAAAUUAAACCCCUUCAUCAUCCAAUUUAAAUACUUUGGCCGUCUGUACAUAUUAUUAACUUUCAAAUGCUACACAUUUGUCCAUGUAUGGAGACAGCAGACCAUGGAAUUGUCUGAGUUUGAUGUUGUGGUUCAGGUCGAUAGCCAUUGAUGAUGGAAACUGCAUAAUGCUUUAAUAAAAUACCAUUAAUCCAAAUAUUGAAAAGUUUGUAAUACAACAAGAUAUAAUGUAGGGAUCUGUUUGGUUUGUGCAUGUAUUACUUUGUUGAUGGGCCUCAGAUAUUUUUAAUUUUGUUUCCUAACAGCUUCAGUGUGACACACUUCUGGUCUGUAUCGGACGCAGACCCUUCACUAAAGACAUUGGUCUAGAAACUGUGGGAAUCCAGCUAGAUAAACAAGGGAGGGUACCAAUUAACUCACGCUUCCAGACCUCAGUACCUAGGUGAAUAAUUAGGUGGUUGAUGGCUUAUCUGGUUUAAGUGUGCAUGAGAUCAGUAACUUAUGAUAAUCUGAAUCUUUGUCCAUAAGGGUUAAAUAACUUUAAAAAACGCAGAGUUUUACUUGACAAUAAGUUAUCUAAAACAUGAUUACAUCUAUGUCCUUAGCAUUUAUGCCAUUGGUGACUGUGUGCAGGGACCCAUGUUAGCUCAUAAAGCAGAAGAUGAAGGUAAGAUCAUUUCAGAAAGCACAAUAAUAAUUUUGAUAUUUUUAAAGUAAAAAAUUACAUUUAAAAAAAAAAUUCUGUGCUUUUCUUAUAUUUAUAUAUGAAGAUAUCACAACUUAUAUCUGAUGAAACCCCGAAAAAAAAAUCGUAUUUUAUACUGAGUAAAACUAUAUUGUGCGAAACUGUGGAUAACAAAUUCUAUUGACUACAUGAAACAAAAUAAAAUAUUUGAAAUAAACUCUUUUUAACUCCCAGGGUCAGUUGGCUAAUUUCAUGGAUUCCCAGAGCCAAUAUUAUAUUAAAAUCUGGUUGUGUUCUGUACCAUAUUCCACUUACGUAUUAAUCUUCUUCUAUAUUUUGAUGGCCGACGAUCAAUGAAUUAAUCAUUCUAGCUACUACGUUUCAGAGGGGUUCGCAAUGUUACUGUGUAUUGUUAUGAAGGGGAUACUUCACUGGUUGCAAGGGCUACUCGGGAGUGCUAUUAUGAACUGGGGGCUGGAAGACAGUAGGCAAAAAGACACAAAUGUGUCAACUGUUGCUUUUGGAAGCUUGUUCCUUAUUGUCUUUGGCAGGAAUGAAUAGCUCCUGUACUGGGUUCUUGUUUUUAUUUGCCCGAACGGCCUGUCGUGGCCUCGUCGCUGUCUAGGGGGGAGAUGGACGAGUUUCUGUUUAAUCUUGCUCCUAUACUAAAAUGUUCCAAGUGGCAAAGCACCUCUGUCCACUCUGUUAAUGAGUGCAAAAGAUUUAACUCCUUUGCUCUCAAUGAUUUUGAACUUGGAAUUAAUUUUUUUAAACAUUCCAUGGCAAACCAGCUCAGAAAAAUCAUAGACCCAUCAAGUGAAUUAUAUUAUUUUGAAAGCUUUUGUGAAAUAUUUUGAUUUCUUUCUCUAGUUAAAAAUAGUUUUGUCGCCUCUUAUUUUUAUUGCUUGUGCAUGUCUUCCACUUUUGCUGAUGGACUUAUUUUAAACUAAAGGUUUACCUCCUCUUUUAAAAAAGACUGCCUAGCUAGUCUUACUAGUCUACUCCACCCAGGGUUGAGCAAUUAGCUGAGACAGCCCACAAUUAAUUUUUGUUCAUAACUAAUGUUUAUCAAAACCUAAAAAAAAAAGACAGAUUUGGAAUGUGUCCAAGCUGACUGCUUAGGUUUGCUGAAUGUGAUGUAAUGAGUCUGAAUGUUGGCGUAUUUAAGGUUAUUAAAUAUAUAUAUCUUCUGUUACUAGGUAUAAUUUGUGUUGAGGGCAUUUGUGGGGGUGCUGUGCACAUUGACUACAACUGUGUCCCCUCAGUUAUCUAUACUCAUCCUGAGGUGGCCUGGGUGGGCAAAAAUGAGGAGCAACUCAAGGAAGCAGUUAGUGUUAAAAUUUUAUUAUUAGCUAUUAGUAAUUUCAUGUAUACAUUUUUUUUUAUUGCAUUAGUUUAUUAUUUUAUUGGAAUAGUCUAUUAUUUUGUAUGAAUAGCUGUUAUUUUUUAUAGUUCUAUUUUUUAACUUCCCUUUUCUUCAUUUUCAAUUUUUUUUUAGGGUGUAGAAUACAAAGUUGGCUCUUUUCCUUUGGCUGCUAACAGCAGAGCCAAGUGUAACAAUGACACUGAUGGAUUUGUCAAAGUUUUGUCUGACAAGAAGACUGAUCGCCUUCUAGGAGCCCAUAUAAUUGCAUCAGUAAGUAUUCAAAGUGGAUUUCUACUUAGACGAUGUUGGACUGCUUCAAAUCAUAUUUAGUUUGUAAAGUGGUGCUUUAUUGAAGGCAAAACAUAUUAAACACAAUUGUCCUACUCUAUGGAGCCGAAACUUGGAGAACAGCAAGCAUCAUGCAGAAAGUACAGACAUUCACAAACACUUGCCUUAGAAAUAUUCUGAACAAAAAAUGGCCAGACAUCAUCACCAACAAGGACAUACCAAGAGCCUAUUGCUAAAGACAUCCUAAGGAAAAAAUUGAGAUGGAUAGAACACACUCUUCGCAACACUUAGAUAACAUCAUCAAACAAGGCCUAACAUGGAAAGCACAUUAUGGAAAAAGGAAGAGCUAUAGGCAGACACACAGUAUGGCAUACACCUGGAAGUAACUGGAAAGGCAAGCACAGGACCAAGAUGAAUGGAAAAUUUUUGUAGAUGGCCUAUGCUCCAGGCGGGGUAAAAGGCAUAAGGAAGGAAGGAGGGAAUUUCAGCUGAAGGCUUUUAGUCAUAAUGUCUGUUAGCUGUUUUGUAAAAAAUACAUUUUUACCCAACUGGUAAUUUGUUAACACUUUCUUAUACAGGAGGUGAUAACAUCAUCUUGUCAAUUUUUUCAGUUAAAAAAAAAAAAUUAACAUUAAGGUUAAAACUACAAGCAGAAACUAUUUUCUUGAAAUUUAGUUUAAUUGUCUUUAUGAUUGAUAUUUCAAACUAUUUCAGUGUGCUGGAGAAUUAAUCAAUGAGGCUGCUUUGGCCAUGGAAUAUGGAGCCUCUUGUGAAGACAUAGCUAGAGUCUGCCAUGCACAUCCAGUAAGUCAGCUUCAGUUUAUAAUUAACAGUCUCUCUCCUCCACCUCCCCCCCCCCAUGGAUUUUUGAAAGCAAAUGAGUUUAAUGCAAUAUAUGGUACCACAUCUAUUUAGUGUAUCUAUGAAAAGAUAGAUUUGCUGCAAAAUAUAUACUGUAGCUUAUGAAUAAUUUUGUACCACACCACACGUCAUUUUAUUUUUUAUCACAGUCAGUAACUUUUGCUAGUGUAGCUGUUGCUAGUGCUUUGUAUUUGUAGAAUAUUUGGGUUUAAAUUUGUAGUCUACUAAGUUUUACAUGCACUGUUUGAUAAAAACCAUUCACAUACCAAAGAUCAGUUUACAAUCACAAAAAUGAUAAAUCAUGUAAAAUUACAUAAAUGCAAUAAAAAUGCAUAUAAAGGACUUUUGUUUAAUUUUGUUUAAAGUACAUAGUUAUAUGUUUGAUCAUCUUCUUCCCCAGACUGUUUCUGAAGCUUUCAGGGAAGCAAACAUUGCCGCAUACUUUGGAAAGCCGAUCAAUUUUUAGUAUUUACAUUCUAACUAAUGUCUCUUGAAUAUUUAUACUUCCAUUCAUUUAGUUUGGAUUUUCUUUUCACCUAGAAAAUAUAAUUUCCCCAAGAAAUUUUUGAUCCAGAAUACAAUGAAAAAUAAAAAAAAAAUUAAGAUCAAUUUACCUAGAGCUCAAAUUUUGUUAAUAAAUAUUUCCAAAUUCUUUUCCUAUUGUGCAAAUCUGAUAGUUAAAGCGGGCGGGGUUGAGAAUUUAUUGUUAUCAUGUAGAUCUACAUGGAUGUAACAGUGUGCUUUACCAUGAAGAAAAAUGACUCUUAAGCUUUCUGUGUUAAUUUAUAAUCAAACAUUAACAUGUUAUGAUUUGUUGCCAAUAGCCAUUUCAAAAAUGCACACUUGUUAAGCGAAAGGAAUUAAAAAUAUUUUAUUACCCUUUCAAUGUUAAUAUUGAAAUUAAAAAAACAACUGAGUUAUUGAGUUCAUGUCAGUUUACGCUUGCUAUUUAUUGUACACAAAUUAUGAAAGAAUAUUGUUUUUUUGUAUAAUUUAAGUUCAAGAUAUGUCCAGUUUUUUUCUUGCAUUGGCACUUUUGUAAAUUAAUAAAUUCUAGUAAAUUUGUCAUUAUUUAUCAUGGACUUGUUAAAGAACAGAAGAACCUGAUGUGCAAGACUUCAAAGUGAAUAUUAAAAAUAUAAGUUAUGUCAUGCUUUGACUGUGAUGCUUUCUAAUAAUAGGUUUGAAGGAAAUUUCUUUGUUAACAGUUAGCAUGAGAUAUUGUGUCAUUAAAACUUUUAUUUUUAAAAAAAGAAGUCCAUAUGGUAAUCAGGACAUUGAAAAGUGUGCUGUCAGGUACUUAUGGUUACUUUAAAAAAAACAAUUAUCUCUAUCUUAUGUGGUCCUAUGAAAUUCUGUCUUAAUUAUUGCAAAGAAAAUAAUUUUCGAAGGCAACAGAUGAGAACAAAAAUAAUUUAAGCAUAUGUAAUUUAUUGAUACAUGAACAUAUGAAUACAUUGCCAUAAUAAAGAAGUAUAAACAUUAUCACAAUGUUAUUUUUUAAC
This is a messenger RNA of Lymnaea stagnalis (great pond snail), 9789 nucleotides long. NCBI's taxonomy places the organism in Eukaryota, Metazoa, Mollusca, Gastropoda, Lymnaeidae. The record is from the annotation of a GenBank genome assembly.